Musa acuminata subsp. malaccensis (wild Malaysian banana) is the source of this 1092-nucleotide messenger RNA. RefSeq names its product single-stranded DNA-binding protein WHY1, chloroplastic. Lineage: Eukaryota; Viridiplantae; Streptophyta; Magnoliopsida; Zingiberales; Musaceae. The record is from RefSeq and is a predicted model, not a curated record. Gene Ontology annotation, biological process: defense response; regulation of DNA-templated transcription. Gene Ontology annotation, molecular function: single-stranded DNA binding.
GACACUCCAACACGACGAUAGCAAUUUGACAGGACCUGAAUGGUAAGUUUACUCACCCGAAGGGGUGGUAUCGGGAACUUCCAGGGCUCGGUUGAUUGACGGCCGCAUUUCGUUUACGGCGAUAACAGCAGCCCCAGCCUGCGCAUUCUCGCACUUCGGAGUGAUGUCUUCGCGGUCGUGUCCUCUCUCCCUCCGCCCUUCUCCUCUCCUCCCGUCUUCCUCUGCUCCCCUCAGAAUUAGUUUUUCCUGUCCCACAACUCUAACCCUUGGUAGCAAGAAGAAGGCACAGCUUUCCGUUCUAUGCCGCCGCUCCGACUACUUCGACCAGCAGCGCCUCUUUUCUCGACCUCCUUCGCCGUCGCAGGAUGAACCGUCCUUCUUGGCCUCUCAGCCUCCCGGAGCUCAACCUUCUAGGGUUUUCGUCGGGUAUUCCAUUUACAAAGGCAAGGCCGCGCUCACCGUUGAGCCGAGGGCUCCUGAAUUUGCCCCACUGGAGUCUGGAGCAUAUAAGGUUUCCAAGGAAGGAUUUAUCCUACUCCAGUUUGCCCCUGCAGGAGCGACCCGGCAAUAUGAUUGGAGCAGGAAACAGGUCUUUUCCCUGUCAGUAGUUGAAGUUGGUCAUUUGAUGAGUCUUGGUGCAAAGGAUUCUUGUGAGUUUUUUCAUGAUCCAUUUAAGGGAAGAAGUGAUGAAGGCAAGGUCCGUAAAGUUCUGAAGGCAGAACCUCUUCCAGAUGGCACUGGACAUUUCUUUAAUCUUAGUGUUCAAAAUCGCCUCCUGAAUGUGGACGAAAGCAUAUAUAUACCCAUUACCAAGGCGGAAUUUAGCAUUCUGAACUCGGCUUUCAAUUUUGUCAUUCCAUACCUUCUGGGUUGGCAUACCUUUGCUAAUGCUAUCAAACCGGAGGACUCCUUCCGCUCAAAUAAUGCAAGAUCUGGGCCUGAAAUGGAAUGGGGACGGUGAAGCAGAUGAUACCAGACGACAGAAGAAGCAUACUCCGAGAGCAUCCAGAUGAUGCAUUUCUUGAAAGUUGACCUGGUGAGAAAAGUUUGCUGAUCCUGUAGCCAUCUGCAAUGAAAUUUAUUGCUACUCGG